CUUCCCAAUUGCACAGGCGCAGUGCCACUUACCCAGCAUGGAAGCGUUGUGUCUCGGCUGUGUGUUGGCGGCGGUUCUAACGUGGGGUUUUCUCUGCUUUUGGGACUCUGCAGAACGAAUGAAGACUGCGGAGCAAGCAGGCCUGUUGAAAUCCGGAAGCCGAACCCUUCUUGUGAUCGCGCACCCCGAUGAUGAAGCCAUGUUCUUUGCUCCCACAGUGCUAGGUUUGGCACGCCUGAAGCACCGGAUGUCCCUGCUCUGCUUCUCUGCAGGAAAUUACUACAAUCAAGGAGAGAUUCGUAAGAAAGAACUUUUGCAGAGCUGUGAUGUUUUGGGGAUUCCAACCUCCCGUGUUAUGAUUAUUGAUAACAGUGAUUUCCCAGAUGAUCCAGGAGUGCAGUGGGACACAGAGCGUGUGGCCAACAUUCUCCUCCAGCAUGUAGAGGUCAAUGACAUCAACCUGGUGGUGACUUUUGAUGCAGGGGGAGUCAGUGGUCACAGCAAUCACAUUGCUCUGUACACAGCUGUGAGGGCCCUGCACUCCGAAGGGAAGUUCCCUAAAGGGUGUUCUGUGCUCACACUUCAGUCUGUGAAUGUGCUGCGCAAGUAUCUCUUCCUCCUGGACCUGCUCUGGUCUCUGCUGCAUACUCAGGACAUCCUCUUCAUGCUCACCAGCGAAGAAGUGGCACAGGCAAAGAGAGCCAUGUACUGCCAUAGAAGCCAACUCCUCUGGUUCCGCCGCCUCUAUAUUCUCUUCUCCAGGUACAUGAGAAUCAACUCACUGCACUUCCUCUGAGGCUUUGAAGAGUUUUCAGAUCUAAGGAACAAAGGAGAAAAGUAGAUCAGGAAGACAAGGGGCCUGCUUGGAGAUGGCUUAUCUUCCUGAGUCAAAGGAGUUCCCAGCUAAGUGCCUCUGCAAAGGGAGACCCUGUUGGCCAAUGGGCUACCCAAACUCUGGCUUCUUCCUCUGGUGAGGGGGUCAGGGUGGAAUGAAGAACUGAAAACAAACCAACCCAAGGACAAUACAAAUUCUUGUGAAAAAUAAUUUGCAUAAUGACAAAGCGUAUGUCAAACACCUAGCACAGAGCCCAGACAAAUUGCUGUUAUCACAAAUGAAUGCAGAAUGUACUAAAAACACUUACAGGUAGGAUCUUUAAUUGCUUCUGAAGUAGGCUGUCUUAGUUUUGGGUUGGUAUAAAUGAAUACCACAGAUUGAGUAAUUUAUAAAGAACUGAGGUUUAUUUAACUCUUGAUUCUGGAAGCUGGGAGCAAGACACAGGCUUCUGCUUGACAUUUAAUGAAGAGCUUCCUGAUCAUAAUAAGGCAGCGGGCAUCACAUGGCAAGACAGAGCAAGUUAGCCAAAGUGCUUAUUUCUAUAACAAAACUACUCCCAUGAUAAUUCAUUAAUCUGUAAAUGACCCAGUCCUCUCCCAGAGAUCCUACCUCUUAACACUAAUGCAUUGGGAACCAUAUGUCUAACACAUGGAUGCCAGGAGACAUGUCCAAAUCAUAGAUUUACUGAAAAUACAUGAGCCAGGUGCAGUGAUGCACACCUAUAAUCCCAGCAAUUUGGGAGGCUGAGGCAGGAGGAUCCCAAGUUCAAGGUCAGCCUCAGCAACUUAACAAGACUAUCUCAAAAAUAUAAAAUAAAAAAGAACUGAGGAUGUAGCUCAGUGGUAAAGUACCCCUGGGUUCAAUUCCCAGUACCAAAAAAGAAUAGCACGUGUACGCGCGCGCGCGCACACACACACACACACACACAAAUAUUACAGUCUAUUGAAUUAGUUCAACCAUAAUUCCCUAAAUUUUUUUCUGGCUGGUUUACCUUUUUAUCGGAGCUGGAGAAAUCAUCCUCUAUUUAACAUGACAAUCAUGGAUUGAUGCACCCAAGUGUCCUUCACAGUUAUGGGCUCUGUUGUAUGCAGAACAGACUGCCUGAGCCUGACUCUCAAACACUUAUAACUGAAUAUCUCAGCUCAGUCUUGGGAGAAGUAGGAAAUAGGAAGAUAAAUCUGGAACUUUAAAAAAAACACUUAAGAACCUGAUGUCUUUAAAUGAUUCAACAAAUAAAACUUUCUGAGAGGAUUGGCUUGUAAGCUAUAGGCAAAGUUCAACCCAUGGUCCAGAAAAGUGGCUUGAGACAGGGAAACUUAGUUGUGAAGAGAGCGGCAAGUGACUCUAGGUUUGAAGCCAGAAGACAAGCAACAUAACUAUGACAAGACACAAGAUUCUCUAUCUCAAUUCUCUCAUCUGAAUAAUGGUUUAACUUCAGAGAACUGAACAAAAGGAUGUCUUAGGGUACAUAACAAAGAAUCUAGCUCUCGGUGCCAGGAAAGAUUAGCUGCUGUUGUUUUUCUGAGAAAUAAUCAAGUAGGCAUUAAGCAUAAGGACUAACAUACAUAAAAGUCCUGAGACAAAAGAUCCUGGUGUGCUUUGCCUGCCCAGUGAGUAUCCCCAACCUGCAACAUAAAACCGGGGAAUUGCUCCCUGCAUAGCAACAGGUUGGAGAUCUGCUUGUUUAGACUCUCCACCCAACUUGUACCACUUUACUCAAUGUCACCAUUAUUUUAUAUGCCUCCUAAGACCACAUGAGACUGACAGAACUAUUAGGCCCUGAAGCUGAAAUUGAAAAAGCAAAUCUGGUUGUGUGAUUUGUCCACUGAAAAUUUGUCAAUAUCUCCUAAAAUCUUCCACAUAAAAGUAUGACUAAAAGCAAGCUACUAACAUUGGCUGGAAUGUGGUGGCAGGGGGUGACCUCUGUCUUGCUACUAGGAAGACAAACACUAAACUAGUCUUUCCUUUCUGAUCCAAGGAAAUACUUAGAAAGUGAAAAUGACACACACAAAGAUCAUCAUACUAUUACUUACAAUAGCAGUACUGGAAAAAUCCAGUGAUGUAAUAGUUUUAUAACAAAGAAAAUGUUCAUAAUAUAUUAAAAAUUUUAAAGCAAGUUAGGAAUCUCAUUUUUAUUAAAUGAAUAUACAAAUAUAUAACAUGCAAAUAUAUAAGUAGAUAUAUAUUUGAUAUCUAAAUCCAUAGGUAAAUACUAACUAGGAAGGUCAUCUUUCAACAGUGGACAUUUACAGUUAUAAAAGAUUCAUUGUUGUUUAUGAAUAAGUAUUGUUUUGUUUUGGUACAUCCCCAGCCCUUGUUAUUUUUUAUUUUGAGAAAGGGUAUCCCUAAGUUGCUGGAGGCUAGCCUCAAACUGCUUCAGUCUUCCCAAGUUGCUUGGAUUACAGGUGUGUGCCACCUCACCCUUCUAUGAAUAGGGUUUUUGGGGCAGGUGUGGGGCAUACUGGGGAAUAAACCCAGUGGUACUUAACUAGUGAGCCACAUCCACAGCCCCUUUUUUUUUUCUUUAGAUGUUGAUGGACCUUUUAUUUUUAAUAUACCUUUAUUUUAUUAAUUAAUUUAUUUUUAUAUGGUGUUGAGGAUUGAACCCAAUGCCUCACACAUGCUAGGCAAGUGCUCUACCACUGAGCCACAAUCCCAGCCCCACUUUUUUAUACUUUAUUUAAAGACAGGGGUCUCACUGAAUGAUUUAAGACCUCGCUAAGUUCCUGAAGCUGAUUUGAAUUAACAAUCAUUCUGCCUUAGACUCUCAAGCUGCUUGGAUUAUAGGCAUGUGCCACCACACCCAGCCCUAUGAAUAGUUUUGAUGUGAGAGAUACUUUUUUUAAAAUAUCUUUAUUUUUAUUUAUUUUUAUAUGGUACUGAGGAUCAAACCCAGGGCCUCACACAUGCUAGGUGAGUGCUCUACAGCUGAGCCACAACCCCAGCCCCAAGAGAAAUACUUUUGAUACAAUGUGAAGCCAAAAUAAUUUGUAUAGCCAGUAUAAUGUCACACAUAAAAAAUCCGAUUAAUUAAAGAAAAGCUAGCUGUUUUUACAUUGCUGGUGGAUGUAUAAAAUUAUGGAGGACCAUUUGGUAAUUUCUAGAAAAAUUAUAUACACUUUUUUAAAAAAAUAUUUUUAGUUGUAGAUAGACACAGUAUCUUUAUUUUUAUGUGGUGCUGAGGCUCGAAUCCAGUGCUAGGCAAGUACUCUACCACUAAGCCACAAACCCAGCCCCAAAAUUCCAUACGCUUUGAUCCAGUAUUACCAUAUCCAUGAAUUUAUACUAUAGAUUUACUCCACAUGACUAAAGAGGUAUGUCAAAAUAGACAUUGAACCGCUACUUCUUUUUUUAUACAUUUUUUAAAUUGUAGAUGAACACAAUAUCUUUAUUUUAGGGGCAGAGGAUUGAACGCAGUGCCUCACACAUGCUAGGCAAAUGCUCUACCACUGACCUACAACCCCAGCCCCAAAACACUAUUUAUUUCUCUCUUUUUAAAUUUAUUUUUUAGUUUUAGGUGGACACAAUAUCUUUAUUUGGUUUUUAUGUGGUGCUGAGAAUCAAACCCAGUGCCUCUCGCAUGCUAGGCAAGCGCACUACCACUUGAGCCACAUCCCCAGCCCCAAAACACUAUUUCUAAUAGUAAAAUACUGAACUGGUUCAAAGGUCUCUCAAUUAAGGGUUCAUUAAAUAAACUUCGGACACACCAAUAGCAUAGAUUAUGAGUUGGCAUGCUAGCAGACUCCCAAAUCACAGCAGCUCAGGAGGCUGAGGCAGGAGGAUCACAAGUUCAAAGCCAGCCUCAGCAACUCAGCUAGGCUCUCAGCAGCUUAGUGAGACUGUCUCAAAAUAAAUAAGGUGGGGGUGCUGGGGAUGUGGAUCAGUAGUUGAGCAUCCAUUAGUUCAAUUCCCUAGUACUUAAAAAAGAGAUUAUGACAAAACUAUUUUUAAAUAAAUAAAUAAAAUACAAAAUAGGUCUGGGGAUGUGGCUCAGUAGUGAGUACCCCCGAGUUCAAUCCCCAGUACCAACAACAACAACAAAAAAAAGAUAAAAAAGAACAGAGCCAACAGCCACUGGAGAAAUUAGGAAGGCAAUUGUAAUAGAUUUACCAAUUAUAAGAUGUUCCUAGCCCAGAUGGUUUUACUACUGUUUAAAGCAUAAAAUAGACAGUUCCUCCAAUUCUUAGAUAAAACAUGAAUUACCACAAAAAAAAGAGAAAACUGACAAUUUUAUUGUGAAUAUGGAUGCAAAAAUAUAAAAGAUUAGCAAAUUGAAUCCAACAAUGCAACAAAAGAAUCACUACUCUACAAUCAAGUAGGGUAUUAUUCCAGGAAUGCAAGAAUGGUUCUACUUAGGGAAAUCCAUUAAAGUAAUUCAUUAUAUCAGCAAGUUAAAAAGAAAAACUAUAUUUGUGUACUUAAUAGAUGCUGAAAGAUGACAAGAUGCAGCCAUUAUUCCUGAUAACAACUCCUAAGAAAAAUAGGAGGAAAAAAAAAAAAUCAAUCUAUCUAUCUAUCUAUAUAUAUAUAUAUAUAUAUAUAUAUAUAUAUAUAUAUAUAUAUAUAAAAGACCCUACCAAAAUCCAGCAUAUUAAAACUAACUCAAGGUAGAAUUUUCACUUUUAUGGCUAUUUAUCCAUUCUUUUCUCAAUAACUAUACUUUUUUUUUUCUCUUUUCCUUAAUUAGAGUUUCCAUGUGUUGGCUUAUUUCAUUUUUCAAAGAAAAAUAUCCAUAUGUUUUGAAGGAUCAAGCUGAUAAAGGGACACAGAAAAAUAAAAAACUGGUAUAAGUAUUAGAAAAGACAACUGUGGGGGCUGGGGAUACAGCUCAGUUGGUAGAGUGCUUGCCUUACAUGCACAAGGCCCUAGCUUCAAUCCCCAGCACCACACACACACAAAAAAAGAAAGAAAAAAAGAAAAGACAACUGUGUUAGAAACGCAAGAAAUACUAAUAAAGUCUAUAAUAAAUGAGAGAAUUUUAGAUUUCUUAUAUUGGGUAUUACUUGACAGAAAUGAAAAUGGAAUGUCAAGAACUUAAAUCAAGAAAUAACUUCAGCAUAAAAAUACAAGUUUGGUUGGUUAGUUUGUUUGUUGUGGUCCUGAGGAUCCAACCCAAGGCCUCACAUAUGCUAGGCUGAGCUACACCCUUAGCCUAAGGAAGAUUUAUAUUAAUUUUACAAUUACUAUUAAAAUUUCAGUCAUUUUUUAACUGUACAACUCUUUUUUUUAAUUAGAGAGAGAGAGAGAGAGAGAAUUUUUAAUAUAUUUUUUUUUCAGUUUUUCGGCAAACACAACAUCUUUGUUUCUAUGUGGUGCUGAGGAUCAAACUCGGGCCGCACGCAUGCCAGGCGAACGCGCUACCGCUUGAGCCACAUCCCCAACCCCAAAACUGUACAACUUUUAAGAGAUAACAUAGUUAUAGAUCUUUCUGACCUUGUAAUAGACAGUGGUUUCCUAAAUAUAAUACUAAAGGUCGACUUUAGCUCAUGCUAAAGUCUGUCUUAGAAAACAUAAAAAUAACAUAGUUAUAGAUCUUUCUGACCUUGUAAUAGACAGUGGUUUCCUAAAUAUAAUACUAAAGGUCGAUUUUAGCUAAUGCUAAAAUCUGUCUAAAUAUAACACUAAAAGCACAAGCAACAAAAGAAAAAAAAAUGAAAUUUGUGUACAUCAAAGGACACUAUCAUGAAAGCGAAAUGGGAGAAAAUAUUUCAAAUCUUAUAUCUAUCUGACAAAGGUCUUGUAUCCAGAUUAUGCAAAGCAAUCUUGCAACUAAACAACAACAAUAAAAUUUUAGGUAGGUAAAGGACUUAAAUUACAUUUCUCCAAAGAAGAUAUAUAGAUACCCAACAAGCACAAGAACAUCACUAGUUACUAAGAGAAUACAAAUCAAAACCUCCAUAAGAAUCUAUUUGACACCCACUAAGAUAUAAUUUUAAAAGGAAAAUAAGUGUUGGUGAAUAUGUGAGCCAGGCGUAAUCCUGUAAUCCCAGUGGGACAGGAGGCUGAGGCAGGAGGAUCAAAGCCAGCCUUAGCAAAAGCAAGGCACUAAGCAACUCAGACCCUGUCUGUAAAUAAAAUGUACAUAAUAGGGCUGGGGUUGUGGCUAAGUGGUAGAGCACUUGCCUUGCAAAUGUGAGGCACCAGAUUUGAUCCUUAGCACCACAUUAAAAUAAAAUAAAGGUAUUUUAUGUCCAUAUGUAACUAAAAAAUAAUAAUAAUAAUUUAAAAAAAUAAUAGGGCUGGGAUGUGACUCAGUGGUACAGUCCCUGAGUUCAAUCCCUGGUACCAAAAAAAAAAAAAAGAUGUUAAAAAAAACUGGAGCCUUCAUACUUGCUGAUGGGAAUGUAAAGUGGUACAGCUGCUGUGUAAAACAGUUUGAUGUUUCCUCAGUACUUAAAGAUUUACCUCAGUGGUAAAUAUAAGGUCCUGGGUUUCAUCCCAAGUACCACCAAAAAGAAAAAGAAAAAAAAAGUUACUUUGGGAUGGGAAUAUGGCUUAGCUGUAGAGCACUUGCCUCUGGUCAUGUUUUUUAUAUGAACUGGAGCAGUUUUCUAUGCACAAGGUCCUGGGUUUGAUCCAUAGUACCAUAAAAUAAAUGAAAAUAAAUUUUAAUAUAAAAUAAAAAUAUAUUCAAAAAAGAACUAUCCAAGAAUAGUCAGAAUAUAAAUAAUAAAAAGGACAGUAAUGUGAGGCCUGUCUUUCUAUAUAUUAAAACAUAUAAAGCCAUUGCAGUUAAAACAGUAAAAUAUAGGCCCAAGAGUAAAUAGAUGUUGAAUCGAAGAGAAAAAUCCAGAAACAAAUUGUGUGAGAAAACUACAUGAUAAAAGUGACAUUUCAAUUCAUUGGAGAAAAUGAUGUCAAGAUGGUUGGCCAUGCACUGGGAAAGAAGUAAAGACUCCCAACAUCAUAGCAUAUACCAAAAUACAUUCUAGAUGAAUUAAAACUUAUGGAUAAACACUAUAAAAACUAAAAUAUCAUUUAAGAAAUUCUGAAGACUAAAUGCACACACACACAUACUUGGAAUAUGAUUGACCUUACCAAGCCAGGCUGCAAAUCCAUAAAGGUGAAGGAAAGGAGAUUUCACAGUGAAGCUUUAUUUGGGGGGAGGGGGGGGGUGCUGGGGAGUGAACCUAGAACCUUGAUGCUAGGCAAACUCUCUGCCACUGAGACAAUGUUUUUUUAAAAAAAUAUAGUAACAUGUAGUAGCUGUACUAAUAUCCUUAACAAAUGUCCUCAAAUAAGAACAGUUUAAGGCCUUGUUGGUGAACGCCUAUAAUCCCAGCUACUCCAGAGGCUGAGGCAAAAAGAUCCCAAGUUCAAGGCCAGCCUGGGGAACAUAGAGACCCUGUCUCAAAAACAGCUAAGGAUGUAGCUCAGUGAUAAAGCACCCCUGGGUUCAAUCCCUAGUACCUGCCCCUCAACACACUCACACACACACCAAGGAUUAAGGAUGGAAAAUUCACAAAAGAGGAAACCUUUUUGGCCAUUUGGCCAAAACACAUGAAACACUAUUCUACUUCAGUAGCAGCCAAAAUACAGAAAUUAAGACAAAAACUGAAAAAUCCAUUUGAAUAGAACUAUCCCUCUGAACUUUGAGAUUGCUGACCCUUGUGUGUACCACCUGCAGCCUUAUCCUGCCAAUGAGAUUCCUAUCCAUGCUGAAAAUAUGAUCAUGAUUUUGAAAUUAAGUGACCAGCAAUUAAAAGCUGAAUGACACACAGUUUUACUAAGUUCCACCUGGGAGAAAUCUAAGAAGUUUCAGAGAAGUGAGGUCACAAGGGCAAGAAUUCUAGUUAUCUAUAAAAAGUCAGAACUUAUAAGCUCAGAAUUGCCAGUGUUAGUUCUCUUGAGGUUUUGGGUCAAGUUGAUGGAAAUAAUCAUAUGAUAUUAUUGAAUGGAAGGUAACCCCAGGAAACAGCAAAACCUGGAAAAUUGGGGCGGGGGUGUGUAGUUAAGUUGUAAAACACCUACCUAGAACAUGUGAGGCACUGGGUUAGAUCCUCAGCCCUGCUUAAAAAUAAAUAAAAUAAAGAUAUCGUGUCCAUCUACAACUAAAUAAAAAUUUUUUAAAAGGUGGAAUAUCUUUUAUGUUAACCUGAAAUUAGAAUCAUCAUAUAACCUGGAACUUUGUCCUGCUCCUCCUGCCCCAAGAAUGGCAGAACAGAGAGUCAACAGAUAUUCCUUGAGCUUUUCAUCACUCAGAAACGUAAGCACUGACCUUUGUACCUUGAGGUUUAAAGAAAUGGAGGUUGAUUUCCUUUUCAGGAAAGGGACCUGAAAGAAUCUCAGCACUUGGACUUCCACCAACUAUAGCUAGAUGAAUCUGACCUCAGAAGUUCUUAUAGUCCUUGUUUCCUUCCUUUAUGAAUUCAGAAGGAAAAAAAAAAAAAAGUUGGAACAAACAAGUCUCCAAAUUCCUCAAUGGGGCAUGUGUAGGAAUAUCAUAGGAAAGGCAGUUUCUGGGAAAAGAGAGGAGAGAGGGGCACCACAUGGGUGGAGGCCUCCAUUUGGCUUGUUCUCCAGGCAAGGACUCACUCCAGGGCAGCUAGGAUGCUACCCAAGGCAUGCAACAUCCCUACUUACUGUCUUAGUCAGAGCUCCUCUUGGCUGGUAUCAAAUUCUUCCUUCUAAACAAGCAGGAAAUUUCCACUUGAUGGUGGCUAAGGAGACUUAAAGUAAGACAAUUUCCACUUAUGGGACCAAUAGUAGUGUCUGACUCACUGGCCAAACUGUCCCACUGCAGAGGGAUAGUUUCGGCAGGCUAGCUUAGAAAUUCAUCAAGGUGACCUAAAUAAGUUCAUUAUAGCAAGGGCUGCGAGUAUAGCUCGGUGGUAAAGAGGUUGCCUAGCAUGUGCUCUACUAAAGUAUUUAAAAAAAAAAAAAAUGCCAAGAAUAAUAGCAUUCCUUUCUACCAGCAAUAAUCAAGUGCGAAAAAGAAAAAGAAAAUCUUGUCUUUACCAAAAAAACCCUGUAAAGACAAGAUCCCAUUUGGACAAACAAAAAAAUAAGAUUGCAGGUGCUGGGGAUGUGGCUCAGUGGUAAAGUGCUUGCCUAGCAUGUGUGAGGCACUGGGUUCAAUCCUCAGCACUACAUAUAAAUAAAUAAAUAAAUAAGGAACUGUGUUCAUCUACAACUAAAUAUAUAUAUAUAUAUAUAUAAAAUAAGAUUGCUAGGGUUAAACUGUACUAUCUGGAUGGAGAGUAGCAUAAAACUUAUCCAAGAAACAGAACAACAAACCAACUGGUGAUAUGUGCCACAUUUCAAACUGAUAUGAGAGCCAGUGGUGGAAUAACAGGGUAAGUGCAGAGGUUAGUUAAUAGAUAAAAGGUUGACAGAAUAAGUUCUAGUGUUCUACACUACAGUAGGUUAGCUAUAGUAUAGCUAACAAUAAUUUAGAGAGGUUUUGGGUUUGUGUUUUGUUUUGGAUUGAACCCAGGGGCUUUAUCCCUGAGCUACACCCCCACCCCUUUUUAUUUUUUAAAAUUAUUUUUUUAUUACUAUUAUUUAUUUUACCAGGGAUUGAACUCAGGGGCACUCAACCAGUGAGCCACAUCCCCAGCCCUGUUUUGUAUUUUAUUUAGAGACAGGUUCUCACUGAGUUGCUUAGCACCUCAGUUUUGUUGAGGCUGGCUUUGAUCCUCCUGCUUCAGCCUUGAGAGCCACUGGGAUUACAGGCAUGCACCAACUGUUUAUUUUUAGACUGGGUCUCACUAAAUUGCCCAUGCGAACCUCAAAAUUGCACUUCCUCCUGCCUCAGCCUUCCAAGUUGAGUAGCUGGGUUUACAAGGAUGCACCAUCAUAGCUGGCUAGAAGAGAGGAUUUUGAAUGUUCUUCCCAAAUAAGUGAUAAAUAUUUAAGGUGCUAGAUAUGCUAAUUACCCUGCUUUGAUCAUUACACAUUUGUGUAUACAUAUUGAAAUAUCACACUGUACCCCAUAAACAGUACAAUUAUAUGUCAACUGAAUACAAAAAAGACGGAGUACCAUAAAUCCUAUUCUUUCCCAAAUUAUUUAUAAAUUUAAUAUGCUUAUAAUCAAAAGCCAAGCCUAUAGUCCCAGUUACCUGAAAGGCUGAAGCAAGAGUAUCACUUGAGUCCAGAAAUUUGAAAUUCAACUUGAUUUUAUAUCUUACUUGAAUUGCUAAUUCUAAAAUUAAUCUGGUUGGUCUUGGUUGCACACAUCUGUGAUCCCAGAAACUCUGGAGGCUGAGGCAGGAGAAUCACAAGUUCAAAGCCAGCAUCAGCAACUCAUCAAGACCCUGUCUCAAAAUAAAAAAUAAAAAGGGCUGGAGAUGCCAGGCGCAGAGCGCACACUUGUAAUCCCAGCAGUUUAGGAGACUGAGGCAGGAGAAUCAAGAGUUCAAAGCCAGUCUCAGCAAAAGUGAGGCACUAAACAACUCACUGAGACCCUAUCUCUAAAUAAAAUAGAGCUGGGGAUGUAGCUCAGUGAGUGAGUUCCCCUGAGUUCAAUCCCUGGUACAAAAAAAAAAAAAAAAAAAAAAGGCAUGGGGCAGGGAUAGUUUCUUUAAGUACCCCUAUGUUCAAUCCCCAAUACCAAAUAAGUAAGUAAAUAAAUAAAUAAAAUCUGGAGGGCUGGGGUUGUGGCUCAGUGGUAGACAACUUGCCUAGCAAGUGUGAGGCCCUGAGUUCGAUUCUCAGCACCUCAUAUAAAUAAAAUAAAGGUCUAGUGACAUCUAAAAAAAAAAAAAUUCAUCUGGAGUACAAAAAUGCAUAAGAAUGAAUAAUAUGGGGGGAUUUACCCUCUCAGAUUAUUUAAAGUACAUUAUAAAGCUUAAGAGUUUAAAACAAUUUGGUAUUUGUAGAACUAUAGAAAAAGAGAUGAUGAAACAAACAAAUGAAGAGUCCAGGGAAAAAAAACUAAAUGUGACUUUUUUUUUUGGGGGGGGGGCUAUAUCCCCAGACCUUUUUUAUUUUGAACCAGGGUCUCACUAAAUUGCUGAGGCCACCCUCUAAUUUAUGAUUUUCCUGCUGCUAAUUUUGUACCUAGUAAAUGCAACAUUUUAAAUCAAUGAGGAAUGAAUGGAUUAGCCAACAAAAGUGUUGAUAAACCAGUUAUUAACCUCUUUCUCAUACCUUUGGUGAAAUUUAAAGGAAAAAAAAAACCUAUCCCCUCCCAACAAGAUAAAGAACUAUAUGUUUUUGAAAUAAAAAAAAGUUUUGAAAGUUAUCAGAAGAAAGUACAGGUAAGUACAGGUUUCAGUAAAGAAGGGAGUCUCAAACAAGAAAUGAAUCAUAAAGUCACAGGUUUGAAAGACAGGGGAGGGAAAAUAUGCAUAAAUUUGGCUCCAUCAAAAAUUAAAACCUGGGGGCUGGGGCUCAGUGGUAGAGCGCUCGCCUAGCACGUGUGAGGCCCUGGGUUCAAUCCUCAGCACCACAUAAAAAUAAAUAAAAGUAUUGCGUUCAUCUACAACUAAAAAUAUUUUUAAAAAAUAAAAUUAAAACCCACCAGGUGCAGCAGCACACAUAUGUUAAUUCAUGGCUGAGGUUAAGAGAUUGCAAAUUUGAAGUCAGCCUCAGCAACAUAGUGAAACCCUGUCUCGAAAUAAAACAUGUAAAAGGGGACUGGGGAUAUUCAGUGCACCCUUGGGGUCAUUCCCCAGUACCACAAACAUAAAUACUUUUAAAAAUUUGAACCCUGGGGCUGGGGUUGUAGCUCAGUGGUAGAGUUCUUGCCUCGAAUGUGUGAGGCCCUGGGUUUGGUCCUCAGCACCACAUAAAAAUAAAGACAUUGUGUCCAUCUAUAACUAAAAAAUAUUUUUUAAAAAAAUUUUAACCCUAAAAAGAAUAAGCUACAGAUAAUAUCUGCAAAAUAUGAGAAUUAUCCAAAAAUUAAUUUAUUAAUAUAAUUAAUCCCUUAUUUAAUUUUUUAAAUAAAUGUAUCAAAAAAUAACCCAAAGAAAAAUGGACAAAGGACACAAUCAAGUAACUGACAGGACAGAAAAUAAAAAAUGGCCCUAAACCCCAAAAUGGUACUCACAGGUAAUCACAGUGUUGGGAAUUUUAAAAAUAAACUUUUUUGCCCAAGAGUGGUCACAGUUAAAAAGACUGAUAACAUAAGCUGUCAGUGAGGUCACUCUGCUAUAUUAAAGGUUGAUGAUCUUGCAUACAGAAUAUACACUUUGAAGGAAGUUUAGAAGUUUUUUAGUAUUUAAAAUAUACAUAUCCUUCAAUCCAGCAAUUCCACAUCUAUAUUCUCAGAUAAAAGCCACAUACACAAAACAUGUAAAAGGAUAUUCAUCAACACUGUAUAAUAUUUAAAAAAAAAAAAAAAGGCAACAAAAUUUCCAUUAAAAAAAAAAGAUAAGGGCUGGGGAUGUGGCUCCAGCGGUAGCGCACUCGCCUGGCAUGCGUGCGGCCCGGGUUCGAUCCUCAGCACCACAUAAAAAGAUGUUGUGUCUGCCGAAAACUAAACAAUAAAUAUUAAAAUUCUCUCUCUCUCUCUCUCUCUCUCUCUCUUUAAAAAAAAAAAAAGAUAAACUAGGGGUUGUGGUUGUGGCUUAGUAGUAUAGCACUUGGCAUAGCACACUGAGGCAAUGGGUUAACACGGGGUUCCAUCCCCAGCACCACAUAAAAACAAAUAAAAUACAGAGGUAUUGUGUGCAUCUCUAACCAAAAUAAUAAAUAAAAAUUUUUGAAAUUUUUUUUAAAAAGUGGAAAUAUACCCAUACUAUACAAUGCCAUAUAACAUUUGAUGAGGGCAUAUGUAUUGGCAUAAUUUUAAAAAUACACAUGGCAGAGCACAGAGUAUAGAGAAGGAUCACAAAUUCGAGGCCAGGCCCUGUCUCAAAAUAAAAAAUGACAAGGAUUGGAGAUGGAGCUCAGUGGUAGAGCUCCCCUGGGUUCUCUCUCUCUCUCUCUCUCUCUCACACACACACACACACACAAAAGCCCAUGUUCCUGAGACUAAAACAAAGACUGUCCAUUCUGACUUCUAUACUUGCUGUACCUCCAUUUACAGUUCCUUCUCCCCUCUAUCUUUCCUAGAUAAAAUGGAAUAAAACUGUUUAAUGGAAAAAAUUGUUUAAUGGGAACAGAGUUUCAGUUUUACAAGAUAAAGAGUUAUGAAGGGAGCUGGGGUUGUGGCUCAGCAGUGGAGCACUCACCUUGAAUGUGUGAGACUCUGGGUUUGAUCCUCAGUACCACAUAAAAAAAUAAGUGAAAUAAAGGUAUUGUGUCCAACUGCAACUAAGGAAUAAAAUAAAGAGAGUUCUGGAGAUUCGUGAUGGUAAUGAACAACAAUGUGAAUGUAUUUAACACUACUGAAUUAUAAAAAUGUUUAAGAUGA
Messenger RNA from Marmota monax (woodchuck), 14138 nucleotides. RefSeq names its product phosphatidylinositol glycan anchor biosynthesis class L (gene Pigl). The record is from RefSeq and is a predicted model, not a curated record. Bases 38 to 796 code for a protein of 252 amino acids. Gene Ontology annotation, molecular function: N-acetylglucosaminylphosphatidylinositol deacetylase activity. Gene Ontology annotation, cellular component: endoplasmic reticulum. Gene Ontology annotation, biological process: GPI anchor biosynthetic process. Lineage: Eukaryota; Metazoa; Chordata; Mammalia; Rodentia; Sciuridae. The transcript is spliced from 7 exons.